AUGAGUUCAACAAUGACAAAAGGCAAAACUAGCAAACAAAUAUCAUGUAAAGUUCGCAUGUUAGACGAUCAAGAAUUACCAUUUCAUAUUGAUCCGAAAGCAACUGGGCAAGAUUUAUUUACUACAGUUUGUAACUACAUUGAUUUACUUGAAACUGAUUAUUUUGCACUUGAAUUUCUUGAUAGUCAUCGAAAUACAUGCUGGCUUGAAAUGGAUAAACCUGUACUUAAACAAGUUGCUGAAACAAAAUUUUCCUUCUGUGUUAAAUUUUAUACACCCGAUCCAGGACAGUUGGAAGAAGAAUUUACUAGGUAUCUUUUUGCAAUGCAAAUAAAACGCGAUCUUCAUAUUGGUACACUACUAUGUAGUGAUAAUACUGCUGCGUUGCUUGCGUCUUAUAUUGUACAAGCGGAAAUCGGUGAUUAUCUUGAAUCGUAUAAUAAUAAUCCAAGUUAUUUAGGUGGCAAAAAACUUUUCCCACACCAAACAGCUGAACAUGAAAUUCGUAUAAUGAAUUUUCAUAAAAAUCAUGUUGGUCAACUUCCGGCUGAUGCCGACCUUAAUCUCCUUGAUAUUGCACGUAAAGUUGAAUUAUAUGGUAUAAAAAUGCAUCCGGCUAAAGAUCAUGAACAAGUCAAUCUUAAUCUAUCUGUUGCACAUAUGGGAAUACUUGUCUUUCAAAAUAUAACAAAAAUUAAUACAUUUUCAUGGGCAAAAAUUCGUAAAUUAAGUUUUAAGCGUAAAAAAUUUCUAAUUAAAUUGCAACCAGAAGGCUAUGGUUAUUAUAAAGACACAGUUGAAUUUUACUUUGAUACACGAGAUGAAUGUAAAAAUUUUUGGAAAAAAUGUAUUGAAUAUCAUGCAUUUUUUCGUUGUGUUACAAUAAAGCGAACACAACGUUCAAGAAGUAAAUUAUUAACGCGUGGUUCAUCAUUUCGAUAUAAUGGUCGAACACAAAAAGAAGUUGUUGAAUAUGCACGUGAACAUUAUGUUAAAAAUCGAACCUUUUCUAGAUCCUAUUCGAAUACUCGAGCAGUUGCACCAGCAGCCAAUCGUGCGUCUCGUUCGCCUGGUACUGCACUUAAAACAUCAGAUACGAUGCGCAGUCAUGAUACAAAUCUAUCAUCAGCAGAUUCAACUCGUCAUCAAACACGUCCCAUAGGAAUUCCAGUAACAUCAACAACUAUAACUAUCACAAAAAAUCAACCAACAACAACGAAUACAACAACAACAACAGCAACAACUAUAGAUGCAACAGUUUCAACAACACCGAAUGAUAUUUAUCAACAUGUCUAUCAUGAUGAUUCAUCAACGCACGGUAGUCGAACUUUAGACUCAAGAUUUAGUCGUGAUAAAUAUGAUCUGUCUGGUGCAAGUACAGAUGAAGAUGAAGAUCAUGAUGAAGAACAACAAAAUAUUCAAAAUCAAUCGAAUGAACAAACACAACAACCAAUGAAUGGUUCAGGAUCAUCAUCGCCUCCACGUCCGCCGCCGCCGCCAUCACUACCCAUACCACAGUCAACAUCUCCAACAAAAGCUAUUCCUAUUCUUGAUAAACCAAUAACUGACAUUGAACAAUCCAUAAAUUCCAAACGUGAAAAUGAACUUCAUGAAUUAGAUAAAAGUAAGUCGCCGGGUAUAGAAAAUAUUUUGUGUACACACAUUCAUGAUGAUGAAGAGGAAGAAGAAGAAGAAGAAGAAGAAGAAAAAAAUGAAGCAGAUAAUAGUGAAUCGAAUCAUAAAACAGAAAAUCGAGUAUGCGUAGAAAUUGAUCAUAACGAUAAUAAUAAUAAUAGUAAGAAUGAAGAAAAUAAAGAUGAGAAUGAACCUGUAAAACGUUAUUCGACAUCUUUAAAAAUGUAUUUAAAUACGCGAAAUUCAGCUGGUGGUUCUCAUUCAAUAUGUGUUACACCAAAUGUAACCGAUCUAAUGAAUAAAAAACAAGAAGAAGAGGAGCAACAAAAACUAUUGAGUAAACGUGCUCAACAACAACAACGUUCACAUUCACUACAAAUGGAACGUACAUUAUCAAUAGACUUAACGCACUCACCAUCGAGUUCAUCAUCAUCAUCAUUAUUAGAACCACCGAAUAUCGAAAGUCUGAUAGGUUCGAAUAUAUAUGACGAUAAUAAUGGAGAAUAUUUAAGAAAAACUACUACACCUCCAAUAGUUAUUGAAAUACGUUCCAAACCGCAUUCAUUACCACGUAUGACAAAUUAUAUUGAAUAUGUUGAUAGACGUACAUUACCACCAAUAAACAGUCUAUCAUGGCAAGAUGAUACAAUCACAAAUGAUCAAAUUAUUCCAUUGUAUGAAAAAGAAUCUCCCGAAGAUCCAAUGGAAUUAGUUCGACAAGUAAUCGAAUCUAUUCUUACACAAAUUGUUGAAGAAGAAAGACAACUAAUCGCUACUGUCGGUCGUCUUGUCGAACAAGCAUGUUCACGCGCGAUAAGUCUAUAUAUUAUGGAAUGUCGUGCACAACUAUUUGCUGGAUCUUCUCAUAUACCUCAUCAUAAAUCAUGCAUAUUGAGAAUAGUGAAAACUGAUAAAAAUCAUGAUAGUGAUAACAAUACUAAUAAUCUAGCGUCUCGUUUGCGCACAAAAUCCAGUCCAGUUAUUACAACAACAACCGAUUGGACUGAUGUAAGUCGCAAAUUGGCUGCUCAAACAUGUUUCGCUGCUUUUCCAAGUGGAAAUAAUAUACACGAAUUAAAUCGAUCAGAUUUUUCAACAUUUUCAGACGCUAAACUAAAAUUUUUCAAUAUUAUUUCUAAUGAUGUAGCUCCUUCGCAAUCUUCUAUUUCUCUUCCUCCUCUUCUACUUCCUCUUCUUUCUGCAUCGUCUGCUCCUAAUGUUGUGUCAUCUUCAUCAUCAACACGAUCAUCUCGUGCUUCAUCUGUUUCAUCAUAUGCAUCAUCAAUGCAUGUGCCAUGUCCACCUCUAAUUGACAGCCAUUUAAAACGUUAUCAACGUCCAUUAUCAGCACGUCUGCUUGAUUUAAGCGAUGAUUCAGAUUCGAAUCCAACAGCAUCUAUAAGCACUAGUUUAAAAACUUGUAUUAUUCCGACAACAGUAUCUAAUCCUCAUCCUUCCCUUCCACCACCUGUACGUGCUCAACGUCGUCUUCAGCAACAACAAAAACGACGUUCAACUGAAGAUCUUAAUUCAUCAAGUGAUGAUUCACUUUCAAAUCAUUUAAAUAAAGCAGCCGGAGAUUCAAUAACAACAGGCCAACAACAAUAUCGCCGUGAAAUAAGUGGAUUUGUUAAUAAUCAUCGACCUGUACCACCAAUAACAAGUAGUACACCACCCAGACGAUCAUCAACUACUACUGAGCAACAACUAAUUUCAGUAGCACAAAGACCGAGUCUUAGUAAACAGGCUCCAAUCAUAAAUAAUGAUAAUGGUGAAAUUAGUAGUUCAAACCAAAGAUCUUCUAUUGGUGAAAGUAUUUUACCAUUUUCGCCUGCAUUGAAACCAUUUAUUAAUAAGACCACCGAUGAAACAAACAUUGAUGAUAAUAAGACUCGAACAAUACCAAUUAUUCAUGAAUAUCGUUCACCGACGACAACAUUAAGUACGAUUGAGUAUAGAACUACAACUACAAACCAACAAUCACCGUCCAGAGCAAAUCCGUCAACAUUCUAUUCAAUGAAUCAACAAAUAGCGGGCAUUCCGCGCUUAAUUGGCUCGGUACCACUACCACCAACAUCGUUGUCAACACAUUUUCCUACAUCAGUUUCAUCAACAAUGAUUAUAUCACCGUUACACGAUCGAGCUUUUUUUAUCUGUAAAGAAUUAUUAAUGACUGAACGAACAUAUAAAAAAGAUAUAGAAGUGGUCGCUGAUAAUUUUCGUUGUGAACUAAUGCUUAUUAUUAAUGAACAAAAUGAUACUUAUCUUGACCAAGACGAACAACAACAACAACAACAACAACAAAAGAAUUUAGAAAAAGAUUCAUUAAUAAACUUAUCAGAUUUAUUAUUCACAUGUUUAGUACCUAUUUAUAAUUUUCAUGUUCAUUUUCUUCGACAACUUGAACAAAGAAUAUCCAUAUGGGAAAAUCGUUCUAUUCCAGGUAAUGAAUACGGAAAUGGAGAAACAACGCAUCAGCAUAUCGGUGAUAUUAUUGCAAAUUUAGUUGAAAUUUUACCAACAUAUGAAAGUUACAUUGAAAGUUAUGAUCGUUUAUUAAGUGAACUUGAAUAUGUACUUAAAUAUAAUCGACGUUUUGAUUUGGUUUAUAAAGAAUUUGAAUCACAAAAAUUUUGCUAUCUAUCAUUUAUAUCAUUUUUACUUAAACCAUUACAACGACUUUUACAUUAUGAAUACUUAUUAGAGAAACUACUCAAAUACUAUCGACAAAAUAAUAAUGAUAUGGAUUAUCAAGAUUGCUAUGGCAUAUAUAUUAAAAUUCAAGAUCACAUUGAAAACUUCACAGAAUCAUUAACAUCAUUGCUAAAUCGACAAAAAUUGAUUGAACUUCAACGUGAUUUAAUUGGUGUCGAUAAUCUAUCUAUUCUACACGAUCGACAAUUUAUACGUGAAGGUUGUUUACAGAAAUUGUCACGAAAGGGUUAUCAACAACGAAUGUUUUUUCUAUUUUCUGAUGUUCUACUUUAUUGUGCUCGCAGUUCGAGUCCAAUACUUCAAUUUAAAUUACACGGUGAACUUCCAUUAAAAUUAAUGACAGUUGAAGAUAGUGAUGAACGUGUUAAAAUUCCGAAUUCUAUCUCAAUAUAUACGGGUACUCGGUCGUUACUUGUAGCAGCAAAUUCUGAAACUGAAAAGAAUAAAUGGUUGAAUGACUUAAUAUCAGGUAUUGAAAAUAUAAACAGCACAAGUGACGAACAACAUAAAAAUCAAUAUACAUCUACAUUAAAAUCGAAUGCAUCAUCUGAAAAUCUUGAUUAUUCAGUAGUUGGAACGGUUGAAGAAGAAAAGAUACAUCAAAUCGAACCUUCAUGCAUUCAACAUCGUGCUAAUACAACAAUGCAUGUUUGUUGGCAUAGAAAUUUAUCUGUAUCAAUGAAUGAUCAUCGGCAAUCAAUAAAAAAUCAAUUAAGUGGCUAUUUAUUGCGUAAAUUUAAAAAUUCAAAUGGUUGGCAAAAAUUAUGGGUUGUUUUUACAAAUUUUUGUUUAUUCUUCUAUAAAACUUACCAGGAUGAUUUCCCAUUAGCAUCUCUACCAUUGCUUGGCUAUCGUAGCUCAUUACCAUCGGAAACCGAUGGAGUGAAUAAAGAUUUUGUAUUUAAACUUCAAUUUAAAAAUCAUGUGUACUUUUUCCGUGCAGAAAGUCAAUAUGCUUUUGAUCGAUGGAUGGAAGUCGUUUCAAGUACAACAAUAUCAUCGACAAAUCCUACAAGCGACUAG
This is a messenger RNA of Rotaria socialis, 5373 nucleotides long. Lineage: Eukaryota; Metazoa; Rotifera; Eurotatoria; Philodinida; Philodinidae. The record is from the annotation of a GenBank genome assembly.